AUGCCACUAGCCAGCUUACCCCGCGAGCUUCUCUGCGCUAUAGCCCAGCACCUGCACGCAGAAAGCGAUCUCAACGCAUUUGCGCGAACCAAUCGUCUCCUCUACCACCUUACGAACUCAUACCUCUACGACCACAACAUACGAUGCUCCAACGACUCUGCGCUACUGUGGGCAGCUGCGCAUGGACAAGAACGCACAGUGUGCAAGCUACUAGAG
Bipolaris maydis ATCC 48331 is the source of this 216-nucleotide messenger RNA. The record is from RefSeq and is a predicted model, not a curated record. Lineage: Eukaryota; Fungi; Ascomycota; Dothideomycetes; Pleosporales; Pleosporaceae.